Striga hermonthica is the source of this 624-nucleotide messenger RNA. NCBI's taxonomy places the organism in Eukaryota, Viridiplantae, Streptophyta, Magnoliopsida, Lamiales, Orobanchaceae. The record is from the annotation of a GenBank genome assembly.
AUGGCGGUCGAGUUGAUGCCUGGAUACAAUCUCACGUCUAAAAUGGAAGUGAGCGCCGCCCAGGAGGCUGCCGCCGCCGGCCUCCAGAGCACGUUGACGACCAUCAACUUCGCGUCUCCGGCGGCGUCGUUCAUGUCGUCGCUGACGGGGGACACGGACAGCCUGCAGCCGUCGAUGACGUCAUCGGGGUUCCAGAUCACGAACCUGUCGCAGGUGUCCUCCGUGGGCCGGCCGCCGCUCUCGACGUCGUCGUUUAAGAGGAAGUGCAGCUCCAUGGACGCCGCCGGUGGAAAGUGCGGCGGCGGGUCCUCUCGGUGCCAUUGCCCCAAGAAAAGGAAAUCGAGGUUGAAAAGGGUAGUGAGAGUUCCGGCGAUAAGCAUGAAAUUGGCUGAUAUUCCACCGGACGAUUACUCAUGGAGAAAGUAUGGUCAAAAGCCAAUCAAGGGCUCACCUCAUCCUAGGGGAUAUUACAAAUGCAGCAGCGUGAGAGGGUGCCCGGCCCGAAAGCAUGUUGAGCGGGCCUUGGACGACCCGACAAUGCUAAUCGUAACAUACGAAGGAGAACACAAUCACGCGCUCUCCAGUACAGAAGCACCACCUGCUCUGGUUCUUGAAUCAUCUUGA